This is a messenger RNA of Tigriopus californicus, 3325 nucleotides long. RefSeq lists its product as uncharacterized. The transcript is spliced from 5 exons. The record is from RefSeq and is a predicted model, not a curated record. NCBI's taxonomy places the organism in Eukaryota, Metazoa, Arthropoda, Copepoda, Harpacticoida, Harpacticidae. The coding region runs from base 1 to 3312 and encodes 1103 amino acids.
AUGAGUUGUUACCGGGAAGAAGGGAAGUGUCGCAUUGCAAAAUCUGUGGCUCCUCUGACAUAUGAGACGUUGAUCUGUUUUGGAUGUUCCAGCAACGGCUUAAACCAUGUAAAUAAUAAAUCUCAAAGGCUCGCCUUCCAAAGAGAUUUCCUGGACUGGCUUCAAGCCUCGCCUGGCUUUUCUGUCUGUCUUUGUUCUCGAUGUUCGAGAUUCUAUUUGAGUGAAAGAAACGAUUCUUUGGACCCUGAGGAAGAGGUCAAAGCCAAAACUCGUCGAGGUCGUCCUCCGGUCCGAAGGGGAAUAUCGACUUCACUUUUUUUCGGUCGUGCCAGGCAUAAAUUAAGAUAUACUCAUAGCUCGGACGAGGAGGACCGCCAUGGCCAGACUCAAGACAAAAGGUUCCAAAGGAAGAAGGUCAAGCUGAGGAAGGAGGUAAAGAGAAAGAAAAGUAAAAAGAGGCACAAAUCAAAGAAAGGCACCGCCGACGAAUCUAGGCUCCAAAUCGACGAACUUUGCUUGCCCAUUUUGUCGAGGACCCUCCAGCUCUCCGAAGAGGAUGAAGACCAUGCUGAUGAAGUGGUUGAUGGCGAUAAUGAAGGCCAAGCGAAAAGGGGUACCAGCCGUGAUUCCUCUUGCUUCUCCUCUGGGAGGCCUUUGUGUCUACCCAAACUUGCCUACAGCACGUCCCGAUCAAGACCGAUUUGUCUCGGCAUUGUUCGUGCUCAUUUAGAGAGCUCCAUUGUCGUGGCUGGCUCCGCUUCGCCUCACAAUUGCAUGAUGAUGAUUGGAAGGGUUCCGCCCCGAUCGGCGGGAGACAUCAACCAGAUCAUUUGCCACCACUGCAACGUCGGGUUCGCCUCCUACUCGAAACACAUGGACCAUCUGCGCUACUCCAGUUGUGGGAUCAGACAGCAACGUAUGAAUGACCCUCAUCAAGGUCGAGGGGAACUUUAUACAAACUUUCCAACAAAUCCUGAGCAACCAGCAGAUCGAGGCCCGACCACUUACUGCUACAAGGAAACGCAAGCUAAUUUGAGCCAGAAGGAUCCUUUUAAGAGUUCGUCUACAUCAUUAUCAAGUGGCUCGAGGGUGAGCAACCGAGGCGAGAACCACUUCCACUUGGCAGGCCUACCACAACAGCAACAGCACCAACGUUGUUACAUUAACGACCCUACUUCAUCGCUUACCAAAGGACCCUCGAGUUCCAGCUCUUCGCCCGCUUUGUCGUCUCACAAGAGUCGAGUGUCGGCCCUGAAUAAUUUUGUUCAGCAGCAUUCCAAGAAAGACAUUAUGAUGCUCCCAAAUGCUGAAGGGACGAGCAAAAAGCGGAAGUUGUCCUCUCAAGGCAAUGGUUCGGGAGCCAAGAUGGUACACCACGAAAGGCAUCUAGAUUGGAACUCGACAAUCAGUGCUCAGGCCCAUCACCGUCAUCCGCAGCCCUUCGAGAAACAUUACAACCACGUUGAGCCCAUUGGAAGGAAUAUGUGGCCUCAAAUGGGUUAUGGACCGGGUCCACACCCCCAGAACGGUCAUUUCGUUCAUCAAGCUCACCCCCAUGCUUACCCUAGGAACAUUGCCCAUUGGCAUUCGCUUCACGGCUUCAGAGCUCUGGCUCCAUCUUGGCAGAGGCCCCCGGGACCCCACCCGAUGUGGUCUAAUGAGCAGAUCCCUUACACUGCCGUUUUGAAUCCGCAUCAAUGGCAUCCACCCUCAACCAGCUAUGAGCAUGAAAGUCCAUUUCCAAAUUUGCAUAACAAUCCCCAGUUUUUCAACCGAUCAAUCCGACCCAGACACCUGGACAAUGCUCCCCAAAGGCACGGUUAUGCCGGGUUCGAAGAGAGAGCCUCGGGAUAUUAUAGCAAUGCCGAUGGCAGACACCCUAACCCAGGCCCUAGUCCGCAAUACAAUCCUCAAGUGGAGCCACCGCCUCGACCUUCAUCGGAUGAAGAUGUGAUUCGAGCUGCUGCUGAGGUCAUCGCCCGUGAAAAUGGUCAAUUGAUUCCGGAAGCGCCCUUGACAGCACAAACCAAUCACGAGUCUCUCUUCAACGAAAUCUGCAAUGAAGCCCCUUUGGAAGCCCCGUCUCCCUCUGAGCAUAUCGAUUUUCACGAAGGCUUCACUUUCGACGACCUCGGAGGUUUGAACUCCUUAAUGAGUUUCGUGCACACGGACAAAGAAAAGGAACACUUACGACCUCCCGAUUCCACCGAGGGUCUGAGUACUCUGACUGAGUGGAAAGUACGAAACGACCUGAAAAGUCACGAGGAUCAAUCCAAUCUCGUACAAGACGAUCAGAAUCCUCAUGCGAGCGAGCCGUGCUUGAAAGAAGGCAGUCGUGACCCAAUUCUGACCACGGGGAGCUCCUCAUCCAAUCAUGAAGGAGAUCCCGAGUCUUUGAUGAUUCUGGGGACGAGGGCCACGCUUUUUGACUUCCCGACCACGGACACGUUGCCCUCGUUGGAAAGGGUAUUCAAGGCCAGCGAUGAAAUCAGCUCAGCACUUCCGUCUGUGCGCAUUCAGGAUAGGUCCCAAAAUGAAAUUGACGAGUCGUCGUUGCCAUGUUCCAACCAGGGUCAAAGGAAAGGCCACGAAUUAGAAUCAGCAGAAAAUCAUCUCUUGCGUCAUGGUUCGUCAAAGGACGUCUCAUUCUUGGAGCAGGUUUUCCAACGAAUGAAAUAUGAACGUCUGGCUGCCCAGUCUAGAUAUGCUAUCGCCCGGAUACUCGGCGAAGAGGACUCGCUCAAGCUUGAUCUGAUGUCCAACGAGGUUCCUGAGGUUCUGGACCAAUAUUUGGCGGAGACGCCCACCAAGACCAUUGAAGACAUGCAAUCGUCCUUGGGGGACCCAGUUUUGCCUUCAAGAGCUUCAGGAUCAAAUUUCGAACGUCUUCACGAGGUGCUCAAAGCAAAUAUUGGACGCUUUCUAGAUCUUGUUCUUCCCGAAAGUCAGGAGUGCUCUCAAGUUGAGAGACAGGGCAAGUCUGUGGAGGAAAUUCUUGAAAUUUUAUGCCAACCCAAGUCUGAAGUGGAAGAAGAAGAAGACACGGCCAAGCUCGUUUCCACCUCGGACGGAUCGGCAGCUGAUAGCACCACGAAAUUGUUUUCCAUUCAGAAAAAUGGAAGUGAGAGUGGGGUCUUGGAACAUGAUGAGGGAGAUGAGAUGGUCGACCCACAAGAUGAAAUCAUCACCAAUGAGGAGUUGCCCACCAGGUCAUCGGGGUCGGUCUCCAAAUUAACGGCGGACAUUGCUCGAAGCGUUUUUGUUGAUGCCAACGGUUUGAGGGAUUUUCAAGUCUCGUCUUCUACAGAAUAAAACUCAAAACGCA